Lotus japonicus is the source of this 1699-nucleotide messenger RNA. RefSeq names its product thioredoxin-like fold domain-containing protein MRL7L, chloroplastic. Gene Ontology annotation, biological process: regulation of DNA-templated transcription; chloroplast organization. Gene Ontology annotation, cellular component: chloroplast stroma. The transcript is spliced from 6 exons. The coding region runs from base 144 to 1172 and encodes 342 amino acids. The record is from RefSeq and is a predicted model, not a curated record. NCBI's taxonomy places the organism in Eukaryota, Viridiplantae, Streptophyta, Magnoliopsida, Fabales, Fabaceae.
GUGGAUGCCCCAUUCUUCAAACCAUUCAUUCAUUCAGAUAGUUCAGCUGAACCCGAUAGAAACCGGAAGAAGAAGAAGCAGCAGCAGUGAAGAGUAGAUUGAAGAACAUAACUGAAGCAGACAAGAAUACUUUGCUUGAAGAAAUGGUGGUGCCACAUUCCAUGACUUUGCCCUCCUCAUCGCUCAGUUCACCUAUAGGCGUAAAAGAGAGGAACUUUAACAUGCCCACUUCAUAUUGUUGUCUUCACAAAGAUAAACCCAGGAAGCAGUUCUUGAAUUUGAGCCUUUCCUCAAACCUGUCUUUGCUGGUUGGUGAUUCCAAAGCCCCUAGGAGAGUUCAGGCACUCAAAUCUGAUGGUGCUCAUAGGAAGAGUGGAAAGCGAGAAGCAUCAAGUGACAGUGACAGUGAUAGUGAUGAUGAAAAUGAUGCGCCUCCUCCAAUCAAUGACCCUUAUCUUAUGACUCUUGAAGAGAGGCAAGAGUGGAGGAGGAAAAUUAGACAAGUGAUGGAUAUGAAGCCUAAUGUUCAAGAGGAGUCAGACCCUGAGGAAAAGAAGAAGAAAAUGGAAAAGCUUAUGAAGGAUUACCCUCUUGUUGUGGAUGAGGAGGAUCCUAACUGGCCUGAAGAUGCUGAUGGGUGGGGAUUCAGCCUGGGGCAGUUUUUCAACAAGAUUACCAUUAAAGACAACAAGAAGGCUAAGGAUGAUGAUGACGAUGAUGAUGAAGGUAACAAAGUAGUGUGGCAAGAUGAUGACUACAUUCGUCCUAUCAAAGACAUAAAGAGCUCAGAAUGGGAGGAGACUGUAUUCAAAGACAUAAGUCCCUUGAUUAUUCUUGUUCACAAUCGAUAUAGAAGGCCAAAGGAGAAUGAAAGAAUUCGAGAUGAACUUGAGAAGGCUGUGCAUAUCAUAUGGAACUGCAGAUUACCCUCACCUAGAUGUGUUGCCCUUGAUGCUGUUGUUGAGACUGAACUGGUUGCUGCACUUAAAGUAUCAGUCUUCCCAGAGAUGAUCUUCACUAAAUCAGGGAAGAUUCUAUUCCGUGAUAAAGCAAUUCGCAAUGCAGAUGAGUUGUCAAAAAUCAUGGCCUACUUUUACUUUGGUGCAGCCAAGCCACCCUGUUUGAAUAGCUUUACAGAUUUCCAAGAAGAUAUUCCUUCUCUUGUUAUUUGAUCAUCCAGUGUCCUGAAAAAUUAAGAGCCCUAAUUUUGAGUCAAGCCAUAUUGCUAAAAAGGUUUCCAUUUACAAAUGCAUGUAACUUUUUGCCUUUGUAAAAGAAAUGCAAGGGGAAUGCAUUGCAUAGUUCCAUUGGAUACAUAUAAUUUGAUGAAAUAACUUGCAUCAAUAUGCAAGAAAAUUCCUAGAGGCUGUUUGAUCUGUUGCCUCAGAACCCAUCACACCAGAUGAGCUUUGGGCUUGGCAUGUUGGGACAAAAGAAAACUUGAAUGUGGAUGAUGAAUCUCCAUGACAUGAUCGCUAGUUUACUGCUGAGUACAGUUUAUGUAUCCUUUCAUUGGAUGGAGCACUGUGCAUAAUUUAGAUGGUACAUUGAGAGCAUCUUUUACUGAAAUGAAAGAUGAUUUGUAAUACUUAGGAUUCACAGUGGCUUGAUUUGUGUCAUUAGUGUAUAUUAGAAGGAUAUGAGGAUAUUAGCAUGUUGUAGAAAGUAGGUUAUGAUUUGUUCAUUUCAAUUUUCUGUA